This is a messenger RNA of Ochotona curzoniae (black-lipped pika), 1074 nucleotides long. RefSeq names its product transgelin (gene TAGLN). The record is from RefSeq and is a predicted model, not a curated record. The transcript has 5 exons. NCBI's taxonomy places the organism in Eukaryota, Metazoa, Chordata, Mammalia, Lagomorpha, Ochotonidae. Gene Ontology annotation, molecular function: protein binding. Bases 68 to 673 code for a protein of 201 amino acids.
CUGCCCCAGCCCAGACGCAACACCUCACUCCUUCCUGCGAGCCCCGAGGAUCCUCUCUCUCCCCAGCAUGGCCAACAAGGGUCCCUCCUACGGCAUGAGCCGGGAGGUGCAAUCUAAAAUCGAGAAGAAGUAUGACGAGGAGCUGGAGGAGCGGCUGGUGGAGUGGAUCAUUGUGCAGUGUGGCCCUGACGUGGGCCGCCCUGACCGCGGGCGCCUGGGUUUCCAGGUUUGGCUGAAGAAUGGUGUGAUUCUGAGCAAGCUGGUGAACAGCCUGUACCCGGACAGUUCCAAGCCGGUCAAGGUGCCCGAGAACCCCCCCUCCAUGGUCUUUAAGCAGAUGGAGCAGGUAGCCCAGUUCCUGAAGGCAGCGGAGGACUACGGGGUCACCAAGACGGACAUGUUCCAGACUGUUGACCUCUUUGAAGGCAAAGACAUGGCAGCAGUACAGAGGACCCUGAUGGCUCUGGGCAGCUUGGCAGUGACCAAGAACGAUGGGCAUUACCGUGGAGAUCCCAGCUGGUUUAUGAAGAAAGCCCAGGAGCACAAGCGGGAAUUCACAGAGAGCCAGCUGCAGGAGGGCAAGCAUGUCAUUGGCCUUCAGAUGGGCAGCAACAGAGGGGCCUCGCAGGCCGGCAUGACGGGCUACGGCAGGCCUCGGCAGAUCAUCAGCUAGAGGGCCAGGGUCAGCCCCGAGCCCCCGCUUCCCUGGCUCCGAUCUGCUUAGCCGCCUCACCCACACCUGUGUUGGGUCUCGGCCCUGGCCAAGCUUCCAGGCUGUCACUGGACAAAGGUGACUGCACACGGGCAGCUCCCCUCACGGCCCCCCGCCUCAGCCUGACUCCCUACCCCAGAGCACCGCUGCUGCCCUGCUCCCCACCCCUCCCCUGUCCCUGUCCCUGCCUCUCCCCAUCCUCGGCCAGGCAGGGGUAGCCUUGGGGGUGGGGCAAGCCCACCACUGUCCUUGGCAACAAUGCCUAUUGGCGGAGACUCAGCUCGGCCUCCUCCUACUUUUCCUGGAAUACUUUUGGGGGUGGAAAUUCAAAAAGGAAACAAAUAUAUCCAUGCCUUUUUCUC